UCGAGAUUGGAGCGACGAAAAAACCCUAGCUUACUCCAUACGGGAGCGCGACCGUGUGUUGGUGAUAUCUUUUCCAGCCUCUGCCUGCCUCAAACCUUGAGGAGCUCUGCAACUAGGAGAGCGGCUCUGAUUGGGUGCCGAGGAGGGAUCUAACGAGUAAAGGAAGCUCUUAUAGGGUUUCAUAUCCGGCGUAGCAGCACUAGCAGGUUGCUGUAUUGAUUUCGUUGCUUUCAUAUCCCUUAAAAUGGCUGAUGGACAAGAAACUGACAAGAACAUUGAGAUAUGGAAGGUCAAGAAAUUGAUCAAGGCACUUGAAUCUGCCAGAGGCAAUGGUACCAGCAUGAUCUCACUGAUCAUGCCUCCACGUGAUCAGAUUUCUCGUGUCACUAAGAUGUUAGGCGAUGAAUUUGGAACUGCUUCAAACAUCAAAAGUAGGGUUAACCGUCAGUCAGUGCUGGGUGCUAUUACAUCGGCCCAGCAGAGGCUGAAGCUUUACAAUAAGGUCCCUACUAAUGGAUUGGUACUGUAUACUGGAACCAUUGUAACAGAGGAUGGGAAGGAAAAGAAGGUGACUAUUGACUUCGAACCUUUCAAACCUAUCAAUGCAUCACUUUAUCUCUGUGAUAACAAGUUCCAUACAGAGGCUCUAAAUGAACUCUUAGAAUCUGAUGAUAAAUUUGGCUUUAUUGUCAUGGAUGGAAAUGGGACUCUUUUUGGGACAUUAAGUGGAAACACGCGCGAGGUGCUUCAUAAAUUUACAGUUGAUCUUCCAAAGAAGCACGGAAGGGGAGGGCAAUCUGCUCUUCGGUUUGCCCGUCUUCGAAUGGAGAAACGUCACAAUUAUGUGAGGAAAACAGCGGAGCUUGCAACACAAUUUUUCAUCAAUCCUGCCACAAGUCAACCUAAUGUUGCUGGAUUAAUACUUGCUGGAUCAGCUGAUUUUAAAACAGAGCUAAGCCAGUCAGAUAUGUUUGAUCCCCGUCUCCAGGCCAAGAUCCUGAAUGUUGUUGAUGUUUCUUAUGGCGGGGAGAAUGGUUUCAAUCAAGCCAUUGAACUUUCUGCGGAGAUUCUAUCAAACGUGAAGUUCAUACAAGAGAAGAAACUGAUUGGGAAGUAUUUUGAGGAGAUAAGCCAGGACACGGGGAAGUAUGUCUUUGGUGUGGAUGAUACCCUGAAGGCUCUGGAGAUGGGUGCUGUUGAGACACUUAUUGUGUGGGAAAACCUGGACAUUAACAGGUAUACACUGAAGAAUAGCAGUACAGGUGAAAUUAUUAUAAAGCAUUUGAACAAAGAUCAAGAGGCUGAUCAGAGCAACUACCGGGAUUCUGCCACUAGUUCGGAAUUGGAGGUUCAGGAGAAGGUUUCUCUGCUUGAGUGGUUUGCUAAUGAGUACAAAAACUUUGGCUGCACUCUAGAAUUUGUCACUAAUAAAUCCCAAGAAGGCUCCCAGUUCUGCAGAGGUUUUGGUGGCAUUGGUGGCAUGCUCCGCUACCAGCUUGAUAUCCGGUCCUUCGAUGAGGUUUCUGAUGACGGAGAAGUUUACGAGGAUUCUGACUAGCAAUCAAUCAAACCUUAUUUAAAGCCUGGUGCAGAAGGUUGUGCAAAAGUGCCUGCACUGGGUGGGCGUGUUAUUCGCUCGUUACUGCUGCUGCUCCUGCUCUGGUCAAUUUUUUGAGAGGGUUCGUGGUUAUCAAGGGGUUUGGUGGAGCAGCUGGAUGGAAUUACUGAAGGACGGUAGCUUCUUUCUUGGCUGUAGGAAAUAGUACAAAAAGCAUGCUUUUGAUUUUUCUGGCAACUUGGUUGUUGGUGGGGAUCGUAAUGACUCAGCAGAUACAUGCAUUGACCUUUCAAAAUCUUAUUUUUGAAUUGACUGGUUAUGGAAUAUCUGCGAUUUGAACUAUGGCUCUGUAGCAGAAGAGUCUCUAGCUCUUUAUUUUAUUUUUCUUAAGCUGAUGCCCCUGGUGUUGUCCUGUCUCGGGGAAGUCCUGUUAAAUCUCAUAUUGUUCAGUCUUAACUGUUUUACUUAGUUAUUAGUUCAUAAGCUAGAAACCAAGUUUGAUGAGGCCUGUGUUUGAUGAACCAUUGCCCAAUACUACACCAUUUGGUGAUUUUGAAUUUUUAACG
Molecule: messenger RNA, 2124 nt
Organism: Telopea speciosissima
Lineage: Eukaryota; Viridiplantae; Streptophyta; Magnoliopsida; Proteales; Proteaceae
Product: eukaryotic peptide chain release factor subunit 1-2
Exons: 3
Coding region: 245-1558 (437 amino acids)
Biological process (GO): cytoplasmic translational termination
Cellular component (GO): translation release factor complex; cytosol
Molecular function (GO): translation release factor activity, codon specific; sequence-specific mRNA binding
Source: RefSeq, a predicted model, not a curated record